ACGCGCAAGCUUUGGCGCUCAGAAAUCGUGAUUUCGGACUCAGGGGCUCGACCAACAGCAGCGCCUGCUGAUUUGUACUCGCUGGGACGAGACACCGAACGACGAACGAGCGCAGGACUUACGUUUCGCUGGCGCCAGCAGUGAGCUCGCUCGCUGCGUGGGAAGUCCUGGGAAAUCCAGGACGAACUGCAAUCUUGCCCUUUCCGAAGGGUAGACAGAGACCUCAGUCAUCAGUCGGUUGUGCUGCUCGUACUUGUCGUGGAAUUUGCUUGACGGGAUCGAUUGUGGUGGCUGAGUGGAAGGGAUGCCUCGACCUUGUCGUCCUAGCGCAUGAUUAGGUUUGGCAACAGAGGUGGAAGAGCGAAUGCGGAGUUAUGUGAGUGUUUGAGGGUGAGGGUGAGGCGGGAGGGAGAGGAGGAGAGCGACAAUGAUGGACAUUUCAGGUGACGGGAAAAUGUUGGAUGCGGCUCAGCUGCAGAGAGUUACAGAAGCGUGGAUUGCGUUCUCGGAAAUGUCUGACUCUUUGUUGCAGUCCGGUGGAGGGAUGGCCCUACUGUGGUCGGAGUUGGAGAAGGCCGAGUGGGCCAACAGUGUGCAAAAUCUUGGGAAUCAAGGUUUGGCACAUUUGGUUGCUGGCCACUUCCUCGACGCUCUUGAGAGAAGUUUCAAGCAAGAAGUCCUGCCAAAGUUCUUGCAGCAUUUUGAGGAAUUUCCCAAACUCAAAAGCGUGUCCAAGCGCAAUAUUGCCGGCACCAACAAGCGUGUGGUGGUUAAUGGCAAUGAGGAAAAACUUCUGCGGCCAGUUUAUCUGAAACUCAGUGUGGCAGAGGAGUAAUUGACCUCUGACCGUUGAUGCAGCUCCAUAACUGGGUUGAAACAACACUCCCCCGAGCAUUGGCCGAGAUUUGUGCUGCGAAAUCUUCUCAGGAGGACUGUUUAUCUGUGCUUGCACAUGUCUUCAAUUUUGACUUCCGGGGCACUGGUGCAGGAGUUAGGGAUGGCAAUAUGAAAAUCACGACGAAUUCGGGCGUUGCCUUAUUUUCACAGUAUCAGACUAGUGUUAACGCCAUGCUUUUGACGAGUGCCCCGAAGUAUAUUUCAGAGGUGAUGAAUUUGUACUGUAAAGCUCGUUUGGAGGAGUUCAGUAAUCUAGUAAAGAAGCAGCGUUCCAAUCGGAGCCCUCACGGAGUCGGUGACAGUGAUGACGAUGAAGACGGUGGGAAUAGUACAUGUAAUCAGAGUGGAGAAGAUGAUGACAUGGAGAGUGUCCCGGGCAGUAGCCGAACAUCAAUGUAUGUAGAGGAUAUGGAUGUUAGUGGGAGCGGAAGUCUUUAUGGGAAAAGAGCUGUGGCCGAUGAAGAUGCUGACCAUCAAAUGGAGGGAAUUGAAAUUUCAGAAGCCAGUGAUUUGAAACUAGGAGCGGGGACGGCCUUGAAUGAGGUUGUGGAAAUUGUGGGCGAAGACUGGGUUACAGAAGUUGGCAAUGUUGUGAGGCAUCUUAGAGAGCUGGGCUUUGCAUCUAUGAGUGAAGAGGGAUACGCUUCUGCUAUAUACUCUCUUCUUAAAGUGAAAAUCCAUGCUGUAGCUACAAAACGUUACGAAAAGCCUGUUCUGCGACCUGUUAGCCGUUGGAUCGAGGCUGUUCCUCUUCGCUUCCUUUCUGUUAUCCUUGCCUUCUCUGGUUCUGGUACUAGUGGCGGAAUGACUACCUCACCUACCGUUUUAACGGCUCAUAGAACCGAUGAAAUUUUGAAUGAGGGUAUACUCAGAUGGCGCUCCCGGCUGCAAUCUUUUGCCAACGAGACCCUCGGGGAUCUUAGAGUAAGCGAGCUCUUUGACAUCAUUGUGGAUUUUCCUGAAAGUUUGGCAGCAGUUGAGGAUCUCAAGCAGUGUCUAGCCAACACAGGAGACCAUGCUAAGCUGGUUGACUCAUUUCGGGACGCAUUGAAGCAGCGAUUGCUCACCGCAGGAGCUGCUACAACCGAUAUCUUGCUGCAGUACAUAUCUACUAUCAAAGCUUUGCGCACUUUGGAUCCAACGGGUGUAGUUUUGGAGGCUGUUGGAGAACCAAUUAAGGAGUAUCUUCGGGGUAGAAAAGACACAAUACGGUGUAUCGUGACUAUGCUUACGGAUGAUGCGGGCCCCGGUGGGUCUGGUGGACUCAGUGGUGUUGGGGAGAGUUUGCUUGAGGAGCUCAGCAGAGGGGCUUCUUCCUUAGAGAACGCCGAUAGUGAAGAUGAUGCAGAUGUUGAUGGGGAUGAGGCAUGGGCUGCUGCCGAGCGCUGGGAGCCCGAUCCCGUUGACGCUGAUCCGUCACGAACCAGCAAGAGCAGGAGACUUAUGGACAUCAUAGGCAUUCUGGUUGGCAUUUAUGGGUCCAAGGAGUUGUUUGUGAACGAGUAUCGUGUCAUGCUAGCGGAGAAACUGCUGAAUAAGUCUGAUUAUGACACUGACCGGAACAUACGAACACUGGAGCUGCUGAAAUUAAGGUUUGGAGAGAGCAAUAUGCAUAGUUGUGAAAUAAUGUUGAAGGAUGUUGCCGACUCCAAGAGGAUAAAUGCAAAUAUCAAGGCCUCUAAGUCAAGCAACGACCCAUUAGUUUCUCAAAUACGCUCCUCUCGCUUGCCUGCUCCAACAAGCCAAGAAGGUGGGGAAGGAUAUAUGGCCAAUGGUAAGAUUGAACAAGAAUUGACCUUGGACGUUGUCGAUUCCACGAUCAUUUCAUCACUCUUCUGGCCUCCUUUCCAGACUGAGACGAUAAAAAUACCAGAAGCGAUGGAGCAUGUUCUUGAUGAAUAUGCGCAACGUUAUCAUGCUCUUAAAGCCCCGAGGCAGCUUCAGUGGAAGAAGCACCUUGGAACUGUGAAGUUAGAGCUGCAGUUCGAGGACCGAUCUAGUCAAUUUGUGGUGUCGCCCCUACAUGCGUCCAUUAUUAUGCAAUUUGAGUCUCAAUCAAGGUGGCUAGCCUCCGACCUCGCGUUGGCUGUGGGUGUUCCAUUAGUAAGCCUGCGUCGGCGCAUAAUGCUGUGGGUAAACCAGGGUGUCCUAGUGGAGUCACCUGGACCUAGAGAUGGAGAGUGGUCGUACACUAUCGUCGAGAAUAUCGGUGAAGUGGGAAACAGAACUGCAGGUCCCUCAGCAGCAGGGGAUGCAGCGUUGCCACUCUUAGGAGAAGAAGAUGGCGAAAGUGCUGUGGCCUCGAUGGAAGAUCAGUGGCAGCAAGAGAUGAGUGUUUUUGAGUCUUACGUGGUUGGAAUGCUGACGAACUUCGAGUCUUUGCCUCUUGAUCGGAUACACAACAUGCUUAAAAUGUUUGUGUCAGACCCACCUUAUGAUAAGUCCCUGCCUCAGCUCCAAGGAUUUCUUGCCCGACUUGUUUCAGAGGAGAAGCUCGAAUUUAGAGAGGGUUCCUAUAGGCGAAGACAGUAGUUGGCGCAUUCACAUUUAUGAGAUGUCGUAUCAGCUUAACGAAACGGAAUUUUUGUAAGGCUCCAUUCAGUUACUGGUAAUUUUAACUACUGCUGAAGCAGUUGCACACUGAA
Marchantia polymorpha subsp. ruderalis is the source of this 3542-nucleotide messenger RNA. The record is from the annotation of a GenBank genome assembly. NCBI's taxonomy places the organism in Eukaryota, Viridiplantae, Streptophyta, Marchantiopsida, Marchantiales, Marchantiaceae.